Molecule: messenger RNA, 2748 nt
Organism: Penicillium cinerascens
Lineage: Eukaryota; Fungi; Ascomycota; Eurotiomycetes; Eurotiales; Aspergillaceae
Product: CeGAL family transcription factor
Exons: 5
Coding region: 1-2748 (915 amino acids)
Biological process (GO): DNA-templated transcription; regulation of DNA-templated transcription
Molecular function (GO): DNA binding; DNA-binding transcription factor activity, RNA polymerase II-specific; zinc ion binding
Source: RefSeq, a predicted model, not a curated record
AUGAGCAAUGUUCAUUUUUUAUCAUGGGCUGAGCAGCAGACUCUAUUCAAGUUAUCUUGUGCUGAUGCAGAAACCUGCAGUCAGUUAUCGAGCGUGGACAACCCAUUUCCCUCUCUCCAAAGAGCCGAGACUGAGCUCGGAACGAAGAAAAUGGCUAUCCCACGCCUUGCAGAAGGAUCAGAAUCGGCAUUCACCUCACCCGGUAGAUUCCAUCGUCGACAUGUUCGUCGAGCAUGCGAGUCUUGUCGGCAGAGAAAGACCAAAUGCACUGGUGACAAGUCUGGCUGCCGCAACUGCCGAGAGGCUGGCAUCAUCUGCUGCUACACGGACGGCAAAAGAGAGAAGUCGAAACGACAACUAGCGAGUCUCUCGUCAAAGGUGCAAGCAUACGAAGAUGUCAUAAAAAAACUGAGCAGCCGCUUCGGAGUGUCUGAUGAACAACUCGUGAACAUCGCUCUAGCAGUAGACUCGACUUCCGAUUUAUCUCUUAAUCCCGAAUUCAGCUCGGGCACGACGGGAGAGCGCAAGAUGGUCCUUGGAUUAGGAUCAGAAGAACCCCCUGAUCAAUCCGCCCCCGGUGAUCCUCUCGAUUUCAUCGACCAUACAGAAGAGGACUUUAACAAAGAUGAAACUACCCGGGCCACUGGAUUUAUUGGAAGAAGCUCGGAGAUCGCAUGGCUCCAGAAGCUGAAAAAAGAAGUCAACAGUGAGUGUGACGGAUGGCCUUCCACCAUGUCUAAUACGGACGAUGAAAAUGGUCUACCGUCUCCCACCUUGACUCCUCGGCCCGACGAUCCAAGUGAGCUCAGGGUAGCGCCCACCAACUAUUAUCUCGAUGAUCUGGAUGUAUCGAUUACUGAGCCAGUCGAUGCUUACGGGGUGCCAUCGCGGGAAACAGCGAUGAAAUUGCUCAAUGCAUACCUGACCUCGGUGCACCCAUCGUUCCCGAUCAUUGGGAUCCUCACUUUCGUCUCGCAGUUCCAGGUCUUUUUCAGUCAGCCAUCUUUGAAGCCUGGAAAUAAGUGGCUGGCCAUUCUCAACUUGAUCUUCGCUAUCGCAGCCAAACAUGGUCAGUUGAUGGAGGGGGAUUGGGAGGAUAAAGAGGACAAUCACCAGCUGUACUUUGCACGUGCAAGGAUGCUCAGCAUGGAGGACCAGCUCUUGCAGCAUCCUGAUUUGCAGCAGUUGCAGGUCGAAGGUCUUGCCUGCUUCUACAUGAUUGCAUCUGGACAUAUUAACCGAGCCUGGAAGCUGUGUGGAAGUGCAGUCCGUGGGUCGCUGGCUCUGGGUCUGCACCUACGCAAUCUGGGACCCUGUACUUCGGACAGUUCCAAGGAAAUACGAUACCGUGUCUGGUGGUCAUUGUACACGGUUGAACACCUCCUCACUGUCAUCACCGGACGUCCAUCCUGCAUUAUCGACAGCUCCUGCACUACACCUUUGCCUGUACCGUUUGAUGAAAGUGACUUCCAAAAAGAAGAAGUGGCACAUACGAUCAGUGCUGCUGGACGAGCCGCAUCCGAUAGUCUGGAUCGAGUGCCUUUCAACAACAGUGCAGCCAACCUGGACUCGAAUACGGACGAUGACGCCUGCGACAGUCCUGCGGAGUAUGAGACUAAGAUGACCAGGGCUGAAUACUUGAAGAGUCUUCCGCCGUGCAUGUCACUUUUCUUUUUGCAGCUGACAUCCUUGACGACUAUCUCCAAGCGCAUGACAAUCAAGUUAUAUAGCCCAGAGGCGCUGCAGUCUCCCUGGGCAAGUACCGAGUUUACGAUUCAAAGCUUGAUGCUGGAGAUUGAUUCCUGGUUCAUGAAUCUUCCAUCGGCUUACGACUUUACCUCGACACAGACUUCUCAAUGUCUUUUGGGCCAGCGAAUGGGGCUUGCCUUCCUUUUCUACAGCACCAAGAUCGGCAUCACCAGACCCUGCUUGCGCCGGCCAGAAGCCUCACCACAAGAGGGCGACAGGGCACACGAGUUCUGCAGCAAAACUGCUGCAGAUUGUGUCGAGUCGGCCUGCCACAUGCUAACUCUGUUUCCAGAUGCUCCAGACGCAGCCCUGCUGCACCGAAUCACUCCCUGGUGGUGCACCCUCCACUAUCUCAUGCAGGCUUCUACCAUUCUUCUUUUGGAACUCUCCUUUCGGGCACAGCAUGUCCCUGAGAAAGCAGCAAUGGUCUCAAAAGCCGCCAAAAAGGCAAUUGACUGGCUAUCGACACUGUCCAAGAUGAACGAUGCCUCCGAGAAAGCCUGGAAGCUCUGUGAUGGGUUCCUCCGCCGCCUCACGCCCCAUAUUACAAUCAACGAGAGCGAACUCUCCGAGAACGAGGAAUCCUCUGCCAACUCCCUUCUAGACGAGCCUGAAAUGGAAGAGCCGGACAUUGGUGAGCCUGAUAUCGCCGAGCUGAGCGCGAUAUCUAAUGAUCAGGCCUUGGACGACUUGUCAUUCGGCGCAUCUGAGAUGCUGCCCCUAGCAUCCGCAGCUGAAAUGGAUACAAUCGCUGCAGAGAUGGACUCGAUUGCCUGUUCGCCGAUGGAGCAAUCGGGAACACCUCCUCUCGGCAUGCCAGUGCCUUGCAGCUUCGAGCCUCCUGAUAUACUAGAUCCGUUUAUAAAGCCGGAGAAGUCUUCAUACGAUGACUACUUCCCCUAUGACCCGGUAACACGACAGCUCACUGGGUCUUUCUUCCCAACUGGAUCCAAUGUGGAUCUUGAUCUGGGGUAUUUUUAUGGUGAUGCUGUGUGUUGA